CUCCGGGCAGAGGCACAUCGGGCAGGACUCCGGGCAGAGGCACAUCGGGCAGGACUCUGGGCUGCGGCACAUCGGGCAGGACUCCGGGCAGCGGCACAUCGGGCUGGACACCGGAUCACCAGGCGGAGCAGCAGGCACCGGGCCCCCAGGCGGAGCAGCAGGCACCGGGCCCCCAGGCGGAGCGGCGGGCGCCGGGCUCCCCAGUGGAACAGCAGGCACCGGGCCACCAGGCGGAGCGACAGGCAUCGGGCCCCCAGGCGGGGCGGCGGGCACCGGGUCAUCUGGCAUUGGAUCGUCUGGCUCGACAGCGGGCAUCGGGUCACCAGGCAUGACAGUGGGCACUGGGUCAUCAGGUACCAGAUCAUCUGGAUCGACAGCGGCAUCGAGUCAACUGGCCUAAUAGGAGCAUCAGGCUGAAUCAGCUGGGUAGAGACAUCAGGCUGAAUUGUGGGCGCCGAGGCACCAGG
This is a messenger RNA of Staurois parvus, 467 nucleotides long. NCBI's taxonomy places the organism in Eukaryota, Metazoa, Chordata, Amphibia, Anura, Ranidae. The record is from the annotation of a GenBank genome assembly.